Messenger RNA from Penicillium hordei, 2643 nucleotides. Its product is annotated as ATP-binding protein. NCBI's taxonomy places the organism in Eukaryota, Fungi, Ascomycota, Eurotiomycetes, Eurotiales, Aspergillaceae. The record is from RefSeq and is a predicted model, not a curated record. Gene Ontology annotation, molecular function: ATP binding; ATP hydrolysis activity. Bases 1 to 2643 code for a protein of 880 amino acids. The transcript has 3 exons.
AUGUAUUCUCAUUCUACCUCAGCUCGCCCUCGUGACGAGCUGUACAUGACCAACACCAUCUCCGAAGAUCUGAGCGGCAAAGACGCCUCACAAGAGCAACCGCAAGAACAUCACAACAACCAGGAUUACUCAUUCAAACAGCAGAACGUCGCCCGACGAAACCAGUUGGCUGCGUCCCAGGGCAGCGCAUACCAAAGACCACUCGAGCCUAAUAUUCCUACCUCUUAUUUCGGGGCGUCGGUGGCCAACAACCAAAACAUGCCAGGCCCCUUUCCGCCGGGUCCUGUUGCUUAUCAAUAUCCUCAAGCCCCGGUGUAUGAUACCUAUGCCCCUCCCGCUCCUGCAAGGCAACGGAUUCCGAGUCCACCGUCUGUGGACUCAUACGAUAUGAAUCCGCAGUACUUAAACACCGGUCGAUCAGACAUGUACACUCCUCCCAGCCAAGGAAGUGUCUCUGUAUCAGAGGCCAAUGACCUCAAAGCCCAAAUUGCAUCACUUCGAGACAAGGUCCGGGAGCUGGAAGGAAAACCUGUUAUGCCUACAGCCUCAAAGUAUCAGAUCCUUUAUCGGAUUGAGAAAGACGGCACCUAUCCGAGUGAAAAUCACAGCAUGGAGGAUAGUGAUGAUGAAUUCAGCCCCAGGCCUCCUAGGCCCUGGCCUCACAGGUCUCCGUCCAGGUCUCCAUGGAUGGGGAUUUACACCGACCCCCCUGAGCUCAUUCAUCGAAACAUGGGUGCGCCAUACCUGCGAUGCAAUGAUCCGCUGACCAACUUCGAGUUGUACCUCGCUCUCAACAGAGACAUAUCUUUUGUAGUCUUCCGAAACUACAAAAGAAGAGCCGAGCCACAGUCACCGAACACAAAGUAUGGAAAGCCAGAACCAUUCAGCGAGUCCAUCCUCCCCGUUUCUGAAGAUCUCAAAGGCGUGAUCGCAGAUUUCCUCGGGGGCAAAGAGUUUCGAUCCAUGAACAACGCCUACCGGGACACAGGAGAGGUCCAGUCGCCUUAUCUCUUCGUCUACCAUAGCCGGGGCGCUGGGGAAUCGGAAAUCAGACAAGGCCUGAGCUCUGAAGCGCAAAGACAAUUCGACCUCUUCAUGGAUUAUGUCCAAGAGACUUGCGGCAAUGAGUACACCGCAGCAGACCUGCUUUUGGAGAAAGGCAGAAUUCGCCCAGAAUAUGUGCAAUAUCUGUUCAAGCCCAAUGAAGUCCUGGUUUCGAACAAAAACAAAGAGCACAUAGGUUAUUUAGCCAAGAAUUGGCCAUGUCGAAGUAUAGAAACCCAUGGCAACAAUCCUUGUUGGUGGAUCAGUGUUCAGACCUGGGACUUCGAUGGCGAGUUUUAUAAAACUCGGACUAGGCUCAGUUUUGAGAUGCCAAAGUCACAACAUGCCACGGAGAUGUCGUCAUCGUCUAAAGUGGAUUAUUUGUCGCAUGGUUCUAGCCUUCCUCUACCAGACAGUGACUCAGACAAAGAGUAUGCUAUCACGGACCUUGAGGUAUUCCCAAUAAAGUAUGCCCCUGACUAUCUCGUCCGGAAACUUCGACGCCGUGGGGAGAUUUUCUGGACAUUCCGCACACAGAAGUAUGUGUCCUAUCAGGCGACCGAGGAAGAGAAUUUCCAGACCAUGGCCAAUGACCGAUACAUCAUUGACAUGAAGACAUACAACAGACUACAUCCAGUAUCGGACGGGUAUUUGAACAACGGCCCACGCAGAAAGACACUUGAUGACCGAGUCAUGGCCAGAGAAAAACCCCCACAAGAGCCGUUCAGCAUGUUGAUGCCUCCGAGGGUGACUGGCUUCAACCUCCGGCGCAAGAAAUGGUUCGAUCUCUUAGUCGACCGUAUCUCACAUGUCGAGUGGAACAAAGACGCCUUCGAGAGUCUAGCCAUCGACUCUAAAUCCAGAGACCUCAUUGAAGCACUGGUGACCAACCACGUCGAACCCAAGUAUUCCGCCGAUGUGAUCGCUGGCAAAGGCAAUGGACUUAUCUUGCUUCUACACGGUGGACCAGGAACAGGGAAAACACUGACUGCAGAGAGUGUGGCUGAAAUAGCCGAGAGGCCUCUCUAUAGAGUCACAUGCGGUGACGUCGGCAUCAAGCCAGAAGAGGUGGAGAAGUAUCUCGAGUCUGUGCUACACCUGGGCAAGAUCUGGAACUGCGUAGUCCUGCUCGAUGAAGCAGAUGUUUUCCUCGAGCAGCGCGGUCUGGAAGAUCUGAACCGGAACGCGCUCGUAUCGGCAUUCCUACGCGUGGUGGAGUAUUUCGAAGGAAUCCUGAUCCUUACCACCAACCGCGUAGGCACCUUCGAUGAGGCAUUCAAGUCGCGCAUCCAGCUGGCACUGCACUAUCCCCCCCUGGGCGAGGAGCAGAGACGAUCCAUUUGGCAAACUUUUAUCAAGCGCCUGGAUGGGUUUGAUGAAGAGGCUGUUGAUGAAAACCUUAUGGGGAGCUUGGAUGUGCUUCAAAAAGAGAAGUUGAAUGGUCGACAAAUUCGGAAUGCCAUUACCACUGCUCGCCAGUACGCGAAAUGGAAAAGGGAGGUUCUCAGGUAUCAUCACCUCAAAGAUGUGAUUGAGGUGUCUGCGAGAUUCGAUGAUUACUUGGAUAACAUUCACCGCGGUGGUCUCAUGCAGGUUUGA